AUGUAUAUAGACGUGUUUAAACGCAUUUUCUUUGAACGGCUCAACUGCUUGAAAAGAAUGUGUGUAUGUCAGCGCCAAUGCAGCUCUAUAGCCAUGUCUAAGGCUGCAGUGAAGAAGCUGCAUUGGCGCUCCCAGGUACAGGAGAGCUUCGUUCCCCUGGUCGGGGUGAACGGAGAUCUGGGCGUGGCCAUUGGCGGAGGUGCUGACUAUGGAGAGUUCCCGUUCGUCACAGCAGCGCCCGGGGGAGGGCUCACAGUUGGGGACAUCAUCUUGGAGAUUGGGGGGACCCCGGUCCUCGGGAUGACGUUGGGAGAUGUGCGGGGAGUUCUCAAUUCCUGCCCUCACCCAAUCCGCAUCAAGACUGUUUCCCCAGGUUCUACACUGUGUAAGGACCUGAGGUUGUACCUCAGUAAGUGUUUUACUCCAGGCUCCGUGGACAGCCAGCUGCAGCAGGUUAUUAGAGAGAACCUUUAUCUGCGGGCCGUGCCCUGUACGACCAGACAGCCGCGAGACGGCGAGAUCUCGGGAGUGGAUUAUAAUUUUGUCUCUGUAGAGGAAUUUUUCUCGCUGGAGGAAUCUGGAGCUCUGCUGGAGAGCGGUAAAUUCAAAGGGAAUUAUUACGGAACUCCCCGUCCUGUCCACAUCAGUCCGGACAGUCCCCCCAUCACCUAUCAAGAGCACCGGAACCUUCUCCGAAACUUCCGCACGCGCAGUAAGUCCCUCAGCAACUUGGAGAAGGCAGUGGAGGAAGGAGAGAACAGUGAGGAAGACUCUGGUCUGUCAGGGGGCUCAGCAGGGGCGAGCAGCGUCCCCGCGCCAACCCUCUCCCCCAGCCAGUCCCGGGAUUCCAUCGGGGGGGACAGCGGUGCCUUGGAGAACGGGGGUUUACCCAGUAGAACAGUGAGAGGUGCCCAGCCUGAAGUCUGGGACAUGGUUUACACGGACUCAGGGGAACCUCUCUACAUUAACCAAUACUCCAAGUCCCCUAGCUGGCUAGACUCUCGCAUGCAGGGUCGAGGCACAGUCAGCAAGCCUGAGGUGCCAGUAUUCACAGAUAAUCCAGGUGAGCUGAGGGGUUACUCUGUCCACACCCGUCUGUCUAAGGGACCGCGAGGUUUCGGCUUUAAUAUCGUCGGAGGCAGCAGGCCGCGGGAGUUCCUGCAGGUCUACAGCGUGACGCCCGGAGGACCUUCCACACUCAACACAGCUGACAUUCUGGUUUAUAUUAAUGACACAUGUGUACUGGGAUACUCCCAUAAGGAGGUGGUGGAGAUGCUUAAGGCAGUACCAGUGGGGCACAGUGUGGACGUGGUGGUACGGAGGGGUUACCCCAUGCUCUACAACCCUGAUGGCUGCCCCAAGCAGCCCCCGCCUGUGCUUCCGGAUUCCCGGGACUACGCCAUCUCCACGCCACCUCCUCCCACCACCACGCAGCCUCAGCCCCAGGCCCAGUCCCUGUUCCCCCAGUUCCACCAUCACCCCAACCUCAAUGGAUCGCCGUCCCACCAGGAGAGGGUGUACGCCCAGCCUAUGAGCGGGAGGUCAUCUCGGUUGAGCCUGGACACCAACGGUAACGCGGCUCCCAUGACUCCUCCCCACACGCCUCCUACUUUCCAUUACUCCAACGGAAGCGGCCUCCUGCGGCCACCACGCUCCUCCAGGGGGAUUCGACGCUUACAGCUCCACGAGUACUCCCUGGCCAGUCAGAGCGACAGCGAGGUGGUGUCAGCCAUAGGCUCCCACAGAGCCUCCAUUCGUAACCAUAACAACAACUCUCUCUUAGCGCCUUCACCUCAGCGUCUCUAUUCAGCCAAGUCUUCAGAGAGCGACCUCUCCGUCUAUGCCCCCGCCCCGCCUAUCUCUCGCCUGCCCCUCCCUCAAACACAGGAGGGAUCUAUGGUCCUCUCCACGUCCCCAAGGAGAAGGACUUACUCUCAGCUCCUGAGACCAAACCCCUCUGUGCUGACCCCUCCCAUGUCUGCCCAAUCAGAUCAUCUGCACUUCACCUUUAAUGGCGUGGCUAGUGCUAGCAGUGGCAGCCCCAAUAGCAGCACCCAGUCGCCGGGGGCGAUGAGCGGUGGGAGCGGGGGCGGGAUUUGGGGCGGAGGAGGGGAGCUGGUGCCCGUGGCCCUGGGACAGUGCGAGAGCGGAGGGGGUUUGGGUUUCAGCGUAACCGCGGGGGGGCAUGACGGCCACCUCACCGUGGUGAAGAGGGUAUGGGACCGUCGACAGUGCUCUGGUCUCCAGCCCGGAGAUACCAUCGUCAAAAUCAACGGAGCGGACGUACAGAGUCUCAGCUUUGCCCAGGUUCAAAGAAUCCUAGAAGAACACACCAAAAGAGGGGAAGUCAUUCUGCUUGUUCAUAGAGGAGGUAAGUUUUGCUCCCUGCAUUCUCCAAACUCAAUACGCAGGCUCCGCCCACCCCACCUUCGCCCCGCCUCUACAUCCAGCGCCCCAGAAGGUCAGGCAUCUCACUCUGAGGCCGUGGUGCUGCCACGGACCUCCUUGACCCCGCCUCCACCGUCGCUGGUGCGUUCCUCAUUGGUCCAGAGCACUAGUUUCCUGGAUUCCGUUCCCGUCACCUUAACCAUGGAGCCAAGGGAUUGGCUGACCGUAGAGGAGGGAGGGAGAGUCCUCAGCCCCAGGCCAAGCCCCGCGAAUAAAGAGGAAAAACGUCAACCUCACCAUCCUCGUGGUUUUGAGGUAGAGUUGAGGAGGAAGCCGGGAGAAGGAUUCGGCUUCGUCAUCGCAUCUCAGGACUUGGAGAACGGCCGAGCUGCCUCUCUACUUCCUCACCGUUUCGUGACUGUGCGGAGGGGCAGUCCCGCGGCGCGGAGCGGUCAGAUUCGGCCGGGGGACAGACUGGAGGCGGUGGAAGGACGUUCGGUGGUGACCCUCCCUCACCGUGAACUCGCUCAGCUCCUGCGUCGAGCCGGAAACACGCUUCGCCUCACCAUCGUCCCUCGCUCCAGCGCUCACUCCUCUGAGAACUCAGACUUUGACCCCAAUUACAGAAUCAGGAAAGGCCAGAGGUCACGAUCCAAGGACUCGCGCUAUUACAGUGUGGAUCUGGAGAGGGGGCCCACGGGAUUUGGCUUCAGUCUGAGGGGGGGCAGUGAGUAUAACAUGGGCCUGUAUGUACUGGGACUGAUGGAGGGAGGACCUGCCUCACGCAGUCACAAGAUACAGGUGAGCGAUCAGUUGGUGGAGAUAAACGGGAACAGCACUGUGGGAAUGACCCACAGUCAGGCAGUGGAGCAGAUCAGGACAGCAGGACACCGUAUCCACCUAGUGUUGAAGAGAGGAAACGGAUAUGUCCCCGACUAUGGCCGUGAUAUCCACGCAGCCUUCCCCUCCUCCUCAUCCUACCCCGCAGAGUCGGGUCUGGCUGCAGUAGGGCGCAGCCGCAGGUCCAGAGAGCGAAAGCACGAGCGGAGGAGGCGAGAGGAGUGGAGGACAUGGGGAAGGGAGAGCAGGGCGACGAGAGGGAGGGUGAUACUCGACGGCGAGCCGGACUGGGAGGAGAGCAGCACCAUGAAGCAGGCGGAGUUCUCACAGCUUACCCAGAAGCGCACUGAGGAGCUACAGAGAUGA
Chanos chanos (milkfish) is the source of this 3594-nucleotide messenger RNA. Its product is annotated as membrane-associated guanylate kinase, WW and PDZ domain-containing protein 1-like. The transcript has 18 exons. Gene Ontology annotation, molecular function: protein binding. The coding region runs from base 1 to 3594 and encodes 1197 amino acids. The record is from RefSeq and is a predicted model, not a curated record. NCBI's taxonomy places the organism in Eukaryota, Metazoa, Chordata, Actinopteri, Gonorynchiformes, Chanidae. Gene Ontology annotation, biological process: signal transduction. Gene Ontology annotation, cellular component: cytoplasm; cell-cell junction.